AUGGCUGCUAGUGCACCACGGUUUUCUAAGCCGCCAGCCAUUCGACAAAUACCAGAUGAUCCUACAAAACUUUUCCUCGAAUGUCAAGUGCAAGGUACGCCCAAACCCGAAGUAACCUGGUCUCAUAAUGAUAAUAAGCUUUCAAAUACACCAAAUAAACACAAACAAACAAUACAAGUUGCAAUAGGAAAUAAUUAUAAAGUUACACUUGAAAUUUCUAAUCUUGCUGUCACUGAUACUGGUACAUACAAGAUUAUUGCCAAGAAUAGAGUCGGUGAAAUAACAGCUGAUGUUAAUUUAAAUCUUUCAAAUGAAGAUGAUACUGAACCUACAUCUGAAACCGAAAAUUCGGCUGAAGGUAGUACACCAGUAUUUGUUCAGAAACCUACUAUACGACAAGAAAAUGAUGGAAAACGUUUAAUAUUCGAAUGUAAAAUAUCCGCAGAGCCUAAACCAGAAUUAUUUUGGUCGCACGAUGAUAUACCAUUACAAGAUUCUGGUCGUUAUUUGAUUUAUUGUGAUGCGUUACCAAAUAAUACAUAUGUUGCAUGUCUCGAAAUCGACGAUGUUAAUUCAUCCGAUGGUGGAAAAUAUAAAGUUCUAGCAAAAAACAAAUUAGGAGAAAGCAAUGCUCAUAUUGUCUUAAAUCUUGAUGGUCCGGAUCAAAGUAGUGGUGGUCGACCAACAUUUACUCAAACACCAGAAGUUCGUAUGUUUGAAGAAUCAGCACUUUUGCAAUGUCAGUGUACAGCUGAUCCUGUACCAAAUUUUACAUGGACACUUGAUGGAAAACCUAUUGCUCUCGGAACAAAAUAUAAACAAGGAAUCUUAACAGAAGGAAAUACACAUCGGAUUUCUCUUGAAGUUUUUCAACUAGCAAAGAAAGAUUCAGGAGCAUAUAAAGUUACGGCAAAAAAUGCAAAAGGCGAUGGAACAGCCAAUAUUCAAUUGAACAUUGAAGGAGUUGAUUUCAAACUACCCGAUGGUCUUGCACCGUCAUUUCUCAAUAAGCCAAUCAUUAAACAAGAUGCUAAAACUGCUACUAUUCAAAUCGAUAUUGCUGCUGAUCCAAAUCCAUCAUUAUUUUGGACGAAAGAUGGAAAAGAUCUAAUGAAUGUUGGCAAAUAUAUUACUCGUAUCGAUCGAAAAGGAGGAAAUAAAUAUAGUAUUUUUCUUGAUAUCAAGAAUUUAGCUUCAUCUGAUAGUGGCCUAUACAAAUUUACAAUAUCAAAUGAAGUUGGUACAGCUACUGCUAAUGUUACUAUCAAAAUUGCUGGUGAUAAAGCUAGUUUAGAACAAACAGAUAAAUUAGCACCAUCACUUGAAAAAGCAAAAGUGACAAAAGAUGCCAAACAAAAAUCAAUUAAAGUUGAAUAUCGUUGUAAAGGAAAACAAGAACCAAAAGUAACAUGGAAAAAAAGUAAAACUGAAAUAAAAGAUACGCCAAACAAAUAUAAGAUCAGUAAAAAGAAAGAAACCGAUGAUACAUAUGUUUUUACGCUUGAUAUUCUUAAUGCUACUCCAGCCGAUAGUGGUGUUUAUAAAAUUUUAGCUAAAAAUGAUGCUGGAGAUGCUCAAGCAUUAGUUAAUCUAAAUGUCGACGCAGAAGAACAACCACAGGAAGAACUAGAACCAAGUGAAACACCACAAAAGAAACCAAUAGUCGAGCAACCAAAAGCACCCGAAACCCCAAUACCUACCAUAGCAGCUCCAUUUGAAUAUAUUGCCGAUGAUAGGGAUCGUGUUAUACCAACAAUUCAAACUGAUGAACCAUUAUAUGAAGAAGCUGGCCCACGUCGUGCUGCAACUACUAAUCGACCUAAACGUCCGUCAAUAUCAAAUCUUAAUUGUAUAACAGAAAAUCAAUCAACUCCUCAAAUACGUACUGAUCAACCGGAAUCGACUGAUGGUGAUGAAAAUGGAUUUGGUUCACGUCGUUCGAGCGGCAUGGAUGAUCGAAGACCAUCACUUCGUCGUGUUGAUCAAGAAGGUUUACUUAAAGUUAGACGAGACUCGAAAGCACGUCGACCAUCAUUAUCUGAAGUAAUACCGGAUUGGCCAGCAUUACAAAAAGUCAAACGACCAGAAAAGGAAAAAGAAUCAUUUUUUGAACCGUUACAAGAUAUUAGAUGUAACGAAGAAGAUAAAGAAGUCACAUUUUCGUGUAGUUUUUGUAAGCCAAGUACACGAUUACGAUGGCUUAAAAAUAAAGUGGAAAUUUUUCAUGGUUUAAAAUAUCAUUUUGAUUCCGUUGGUGCUAAACAAAAAUUAACUAUCUAUAAAUUACAUCCAGAUGAUUCAGGAAAAUAUUUCUGUCGUGUUAAUGAUAUUGAAACAUCUGCAUGGCUUGAAGUUAUACCUGCUAAACCAUUGUAUGAUUUCUAUAAAGAAUUACCGACGAAAAUGGAAGUAUUUCGAACAAAACCAACUAUACUUGAGUGUCAUGUUAAUGAUCCGAAUGCACCUGUUAAAUGGUAUAAAAAUGGAAUCCCUCUUGAUCUUGAACGCGAUAAACGCUUCAAAUAUCAUCAAGAUAUGACACGAUGUAUCUUACGUAUAUUCAAAACAACGAAAUCUGAUGAAGGUGAAUACACUUGUAAAAUUGCUGAUGAUCGUGGAUAUAAAACAUCUGGUUAUCUUUACGUCGAAGAACCACAAUGGCGUUUUGAAACAAAACUACCGCCAACGAUAGAAACCGAUGAAAAUAAUAAAGUUGAACUUGAAUGUAGUGUACAAGAUGAAGAUGCCGAGUGUGAUUGGUAUGCCAAUGGCGAAAAAAUUCUACCGGAUUUAAAUCCAGAUAAAUAUGAAGUUAUAUCCUAUGGAAAAGUUCGUAAAUUAGUUGUUAAAAAACUACAUCCUGUUUAUGAUAAAGGAAAAUAUGAAUGUAAAACUGGUGUUAUGACAACUUCAUGUGAUGUAGAAGUUCGCCCUGCACUUCGUAUUGAACAAGGAUUAGUAGAUGUUGAUACAAUCGAAGAAGAAGAAGUUACAUUCAAUGUUCUUUUAAAUAAACCUGAUUCACGAGGCAAAUGGUUUAAAGAUGGAAAAAUGAUUUAUCCAGAUCAAAAUACGAUGUUGACGAGUGAAAGAACUAAAUAUCGAUUAACAUUAAAAAGUGUCGGUUUAAACGAUGCUGGAGAAAUUUCAUUUCAAUGUGGUGAUGUCAAAGAUACUUGCAAGUUGACUGUUAAAGAAUGUGAUAAACCACCACGCAUGGAUACAAGUCGAAUUCCAAAAUCAAUUAUAGUUAAAGCUGGCCGACCAUUUGAAAUUGAAGUUCCAUUUGAAGCUUAUCCUAUACCGACGAUGAGUUGGAAAAAAGAUGGAAAAGAUCUUACAUCAGGCGCUGAUCCACAAUAUCAAAUGACAAUCGAUCAAAAAAGAUGCAAAUUAAAUGUUGAAAAAGCGAAGCGAGAUGACACAGGAAAAUAUGAAUUAAAAUUAAGAAAUCCAAAAGGCGAUGCUAAAUUUCCAUUCGAUGUUACUGUUAUUGAUCGUCCUGGUAAACCCGAAGGUCCCAUGAAAGUCAGUGAUGUAACAAAAGAAAGUUGUACUGUCUCUUGGAGACCGCCAUUAGAUAAUGGCGGAUGUCCCAUUGAGAAAUAUAUCGUUGAAAAACAAGAUGUUGGACGUGGCGGUUGGACACCUGCUGGCGACGUUAAUGGCGAUGCUACAUCAAUAAGUGUUACAAAACUUUCACCAGGAAAAGAAUAUCUAUUUCGUGUACGAGCCGUGAAUAAAGAAGGUGAAAGUGACCCAUUAGAAAACAGUAUAGCUACAUUAGCUAAAAAUCCAUUUGAUGAACCAAGUGUUCCUGGUAAACCAGACAUAUCCGAUUGGGAUAAGGAUCAUGUUGAUCUCGAAUGGCAAGCCCCGGUGAAAGAUGGUGGUGCACCAGUCGAAAAAUAUGUUAUUGAACGAAGAGAAAAAGGCCGUGAGCCAUGGCAAAAAGGAGCUGAAAUUGAUGGACAACAAUGUAGAGGUGUUUGCAGUGGUUUAACUGAAGACAAAGAAUAUGAAUUUCGUGUUGUGGCCGUAAAUAAAGCUGGCCCGUCAGAGCCUAGUGAACCAUCAAGAGCCGUUAUUGCUAAACCACGUUUCUUAAAACCACGUAUUAAUAAAGUUGGUUUGAAAUCAGUUACUGUUAAGCAAGGUCAAACAAUCACAUUAGAAGCUCCAUAUGCAGCUGAACCAUUACCAACUAUGACAUGGCAACGGGACACCACUGAUAUUACACCUGAUGAUCGUACACAAAUAACACAAACAAACAAAUUAGCUAAACUUGUUAUUACUAAAGCAGUUCGAAGCGAUACUGGUCGAUACCUAAUUCGCUUAGUUAAUAGUUCCGGAACAGAAACAGCUGACUGUGAAGUUAUUGUCCUUUCACCACCAUCACGGCCACGCCAACCAUUGGCAGUGAAAGCAAUAACAAAAUCUAGCGUAACACUUGCAUGGACACCACCAGCCGAUAAUGGUGGAAAAGAAAUUACAAAUUAUAUCGUUGAAAGACGAGAUAGAAAAACAGGUGAUUGGGUACGUUGUAAUGAUCUAAUUACUGGUACAGAAAUAACUGCAACGAAACUAAAAGAAGGGCAUGAAUAUGACUUUCGUGUUAUGGCUGAAAAUAUUAAUGGUAUUUCAGAACCAUUAAUUAUUGAAAAACCAGUACUAAUCAAAAAUCCAUUUACUGAACCGGGUCAACCAGGUACACCACAAUGUGUAAAACGUGAUCGUGAUAGAAUUGAACUUAAAUGGAAUCCACCGAAAAGCGAUGGCGGUAAUCCAAUCAAAGGAUAUCAAAUUGAACGACGAGAAAAAGCAGCAAGGAAAAGAGAAUGGACCGACGUCAAUCGUGGUGAAUUACAAAAAGAUACGAAUUUUGUCGAUGACAAUGUUACACCGAAUAAAGAAUAUGAAUAUCGUGUAACAGCCAUUAAUGAAGCAGGUCCAGGUGAACCAAGUGAUUCAUCCGGUGGCAUUUUUGCUAAACCAGAAAACGAGAAACCUUCAUUUGAUCUUAGUGGUCUACUUGGUUCACUUGGUAAAAAAGAAAUUCGUGUUAAAGCUGGUGAACCAUUAAUAAUCAAUUUACCUAUUGAUGGAUCACCGAAACCAACAGUGACUUGGUCAAAAAAUGGUGAACCUAUACAACAAACACGAGAUACUCAACUUGAAAGCGAUGAUUGUCAUACUAAAUUACACAAACCAUCAGCAAAACGAACUGAUACAGGAAAAUAUACAGUUCAGUUGAAGAAUGACUCUGGUGAAGAUGAAUGUGAUAUUGAUGUUAUUGUAUUGGAUAAGCCAGGAAUACCUGAAGGACCAUUAGAAACAACCGAAACAACAAAAGAUACUGUUUCACUGCAAUGGAAACCACCAAAAGAUAAUGGUGGUGGUAAUAUUUCAGGUUAUAUUCUUGAAAAAUGUCCGGAAAAUUCUGAUAAAUGGGAAAAAGUUCCUGGUAUAUUUACACAACCAAAAGGAACUGUUAAAGAUUUAGAAACAAAUAAAAAAUAUAAAUUUCGAGUUAAAGCUGAAAAUAUCUAUGGUGUAGGUGAACCAUUGGAGACAACAUCGAGCAUAAUUGUAAAACCACCAUAUGAUCCGCCUGAUGCACCUGAUACACCGGAAAUUGCAGACUACAAUUCAAAUUAUAUUAAACUUAAAUGGGAAAAGCCAAAAAAAGAUGGUGGAAAUCCAGUUACCGGUUACAAUAUUGAAAUGCGUGAGAAAGGUCGUAACAAUUGGACACCAUGUAAUACGAUUCCUGUGAGAGGCAAAGAAUAUACUGCAUCAAAUGUACGUGAAGGCCGAUCGUAUGAAUUUCGAGUAGCUGCUGUAAAUGAGGCCGGGCCAGGAGCGCCAUCAAAACCAACACAAUCACAAAAAGCUGAAGUACCGAUAUUUCCAGCUGAUGCUCCAGAUCAACCAAAAGUUGAUAAAAUCACAAAAGAUUCAGUAACAUUAUCAUGGAAAAAGCCAUUAAAUGAUGGUGGAAGUAAAAUAACUGGCUAUAUCAUUGAACAACGAACACCCGAUAGUUCUGAUUGGGCUGAAGUAGUUGAAAUACCAGCACGUGAUAAUUCAUAUACGAUUCCGAAUUUGACUGAAGGUGAAAAAGUUUCGUUUCGAGUUCGUGCUAUUAAUGAAGUUGGCCCUAGUGAGCCAAGUCGACCAACAGAUGCAAUUACUGUUCAAGAUCAACCAGAAAAACCAUCAUUUCUUGAUUUAACUGGUAUUAAAGACAUAACAAUUAAAGAAGGCAAAGAUUUUGAAGUACAUAUUCCAUAUAAAGCUAUACCAAAACCACAAGCAUCAUGGUCUAUUAGUGAUAAAGAUUUUGUUAGCGAUGAUCAUGUUACUACAAAAACAUUGGAUAAUGUUGUUACAUUACUUAAUUGUCAUGCUAGACGAGAAGAUACGGGUAUAUAUAGAUUAGUGUUAAAAAAUAGUGAAGGUUCAAGUCAAAUUCAAUUUCGUGUUAAUGUUCUUUCACCACCAACAAAACCCGAAGGUCCACUGGAAGCAAUAAAUGUGACACCCGAAGGGUGUACUUUAAAUUGGAAACCACCAAAAGAUGAUGGUGGUAAUGAUAUAAAAAAUUAUAUAGUCGAAAAAUGUGAAGCUGGAACAAACAAGUGGACAAAAGUCGGACCAUCUGUAUUAAGUCCAACAUGUGAUGUUAAAGGCUUAACAGAAGGAAAGAACUAUGAAUUUCGUGUUUCUGCGGAAAAUGAGAAUGGUUUUUCGGAACCAUUAAUAAUCGAUGCACCAGUUAAAGCUAAAUGGCCAUUUAAACCACCUGAUGCACCAGGUACACCAGAAUGUGUUGGACAUACGAGUGAUUCAAUAACAUUAGAAUGGACACGACCACAGAAUGAUGGCGGAAAUCCAGUGAAAGGUUUUAUGGUUGAAAAGAAAGAAAAAGGAACUGAUCGAUGGAUUCCUGUAAAUCGAGAGCCAAUAGCAGGUGUCGAAUAUACAGUACCAAGUCUAGUCAAUGGAAAAGAAUAUGAAUUUCGUGUAGCUGCUGUUAAUAAAGCUGGGCCAGGAGAAUAUGCCAAGACCGAUGGACCGAUUCAAGCUCGUCCCCCUGACGUAGUACCACGCGCAAUUGGUUUCAAUGCUUUUAGUCCAAAAGAAAUCAUUGUUCGUGCUGGUGAAGAUCUUAGAAUUCCUGUGCCGUUCAUCGGUUCACCAGUACCACAAGUCAAUUUCGCCAAAGGUUCUGAUGAUAUUAAACCUGAUGAAAAUACACAAAUUACCAUUAAGGAUGGAGUUGCUGAACUUUUUAUACCAAAAGUUACUGGCGCUGAUAGCGGUAAUUAUACAUGUACUUUAAAAAAUCAGCUUGGACAAGAUACAGUACAAAUGAGAGUUAUCGUUGUGGACAAACCAGACACACCCGAAGGCCCAAUAGCAAUCAGUGACAUAAAACCUGAUUCAUGUGUUUUAACAUGGAAACCACCGAAAAAUGAUGGAGGCUCACCAAUAAGUAAUUAUAUAAUUGAAAAACUUGAUCCGAAUAAAGGUGAAUGGCAAAAAGUAUCAAGUUUCUGUCGUGUCCCAUUUUAUGAAGUGACGGGAUUAACUGAAGGUUCAGAAUAUAAAUUUCGUGUAUCAGCUGAAAAUGCCUAUGGACAAAGUCAACCCUUGGAAUCGGAAAAACCGAUUAUUGCAAAAAAUCCAUUUAAUGCACCACAAGGUCCGAAUAAUAUUGAUGUUGCUAAUCAAACAGAAAAUUCAGUAACAUUGCAAUGGAAUAAACCAAAAAAUGAUGGUGGUUCUAAAGUAACGGGUUAUCAAGUUGAAAUACGUAAACCCGAUAGUGAUAAAUGGGAAAUAGCAAAUGAUUAUCCUAUUAAAGGAACUGACUUUUUAGUUAAACAUCUUCAAAUAGGAAAACCAUAUGAAUUUCGUGUCAAAGCUAAAAAUGCUGCUGGUUGGGGAGAUUAUUCUACACUUGAAAAUCCAGUUACACUUAAACCUGAUAGCGUUCCACCAUCGUCACCAAGUAUGCCAGAAGUGAAAAAAAUCGGUAAAAAUCAUGUUGAAUUAGGUUGGACAGCACCAACCAAUGAUGGUGGUGCUAAAAUUACUGGCUACAUCGUUGAAAAGAAACCCGUUGGAGGUGAUCAAUGGACUAAAGCAUUACCAUUUACAGUACUGGAUAAUAAUGUAGUGGUUAGUGAUUUACCAGAGAAUGGUGAAUUUGAAUUUCGUGUUAAAGCUAUAAAUAAAGCUGGCGAAGGUGAACCAAGUUCAAGUACUGGCCGAGUUAAAAUAACUGAAUUUCCAAACGGACGAGCACCAACAUUUAUGAAAAAAGUAACUGACGUUAAUGUGCCAACUAAUAGCGAAGCAACAUUUACCAUUGAAUAUGAUGCCAAUCCUGUACCAGAAGUGAAAUGGUUCCGUAACGGUUUAGAAUUAUCAGCAAGUGGUCGUUAUCGUAUUCAUACGAAACCUGAUGAAUUAAAAUCAACAUUAACAUUUUCGGAUGUAUGGGAAAAUGAUAAUAAUUCUAAGAUCUCAUGUGAAAUUAGUAAUCCACUUGGAAAAGAUACUUGUGAAGCUCUAUUUCGUGUUAAAACUCCACCAAAAUGUCAGCGUGAGCCCGAUGAACAACGAGUGCCAUUGGGUGAAACAUUAAAAGUAAAAAUUCCAAUCAAUGGAAAAGGUCCGUUUACAUUUAAAGUUAAAAAAGAUGAUGAAUCGUUGCCUGAUAACGAUCGUAUUCGCGUCCAAGAGCUUGAUGACUUUAUUGUUGUUACAAUACCCGAUGUCGAAAGAGAUGACAGUGGUAAAUAUGUAAUUAAUGUUGCAAAUGAGUCGGGCUCAUGUAAUGUACCGUUCAAAGUAAAAGUUGCUGCUCCACCACUUUCUCCACAGGGUCCACUUGAAAUAUCAAAUGUUUCUAAAGAUCGUGCAACAGUUUCAUGGAAACCACCCAAAGAUGACGGUGGUAGUAGAAUAAUAGGUUAUGCAGUUGAAAGACGUGAUACAUCCAAAGGAGCUGAUGCUUGGAUACCUGUUACAAACAAUUGUAAAGACACAAAUUUUACUGUUCCAUCAUUACUUGAUGGACAUGAAUAUGAAUUUCGUGUUAUGGCUAUAAAUGAAAACGGUACUAGUGAACCAUUGCUCUCAUCAAAUCCAGUAGUUGCUCAACUUCCAUUUAAACCACCUGGUGCGCCGGGACAACCAGAAGUUGGUGAAAUCACCAAUAAUACUGCUACAUUGACUUGGGAUAAGCCUAUUUCAGAUGGAGGAGGUCCUAUCAAUGGUUAUUGGAUUGAAAAACGUGAAAAAAAUACUGAUAAAUGGGUUCCAGUAAAUAUGACGCCAUGCCAAUCGAAUCGAUUUACAGUACCAUCAUUGCUUGAAGAUCAUGAGUAUGAGUUUCGUGUUAUACCUGAAAAUGAAGCCGGAAAAGGAGCACCAUCUGAAGCAUCAAAAUUAACUAAGAUUAAAGACCCAAAUGCUGCAACAGCACCUGAAUUUAUUAAAAAAUUAAAAAGUGUUGAAGGUAACGAAGGUAAAACAAUACGUUUAGAAGCUGAAGUUAUCGGAACACCAAAACCAGAAAUUGAAUGGUACAAAGGAACUAAAGAACUAUCAGAAAGUCUUAAAUAUAGUAUAACUAGUGAAGGUGAUAAAUGUAUCUUAGUUAUCAAUAAUGCAACACCUGAUGAUGUUGAUGAAUAUAUUAUUAAGGCACGAAAUCCAGCUGGUUCAAGAAUGUGUCGCUGUGAUGUAAAAGUUCGAUCACCACCACGUAUUCGUUUACCACUCAAAUAUCAAGAUGUUCUCAAUUAUGAUAAAGGUGAACCUGUUGUUAUUAAAAUCCCAUAUACUGGUUGUCCACUACCAAAUGUAACACUAUCAAAAGAUGGAAACGAUUUAACCAAAGAUAAAAAUGUUUCCAUUGAUAUUGGUGAUCGUGCUAUUACUGUAACUAUUCGAAAUACCGAUAAAAACACAAGUGGAGCUUAUAAAAUAAAAUUAGAUAAUAAUCUUGGUGAAGAUGAAGCUACAAUACGUGUUAAUGUAGCAGAUGCACCUGAUGCACCAUCAAGUCCACAAGUAACUGAAGUUACAGAGGAUUCAAUUGGAUUAUCGUGGCAUGCACCGGAAAAUGAUGGUGGCAGUUUUAUAAAGAACUAUAUUGUUGAAAAACUUGAUCCUGACACAGGGGAAUGGGUGAAAGCAGCAACAAGUCGAUCACCUCGUUGUACUGUCCAAAAUUUAACACCCAAUAAACCAUAUCAAUUUCGUGUUGUUGCCGAAAAUACACAUGGAGCUGGUGAACCCUCUCAACCAUCGAAACCAGUUCAAACCAAUGAUUCUGAAGCGAAUCGUCGAAAACGUCUUGGCAAUGAUGAUGAUGCAUCACGGCAAAAAAAUAAAAAUCUACCAAAAUUAGAUAAUUAUGAUCGAUGUUUCUGGGAUAUUUGGGAUAAAGGACGUCAACCGCAACGAGCGACACUAAAAUAUGGAAGUAUCUAUGAUGAUUAUGAUAUACUCGAAGAAAUCGGACGUGGUGCUUUUGGUGUUGUUCAUCGUUGUAUUGAAAGAGCGACUGGUAAAACCUAUGCUGCAAAAUUCAUUCCGACACUAACACCAGCCGAUAAAGCAGUAGUUCGUCGUGAAAUGGAAGUUAUGAUGGAUUUAAAUAGUCCGAAAUUACUUCAUUUACAUGAUGCAUUCGAAGAUGAAAAUGAAAUGGCUAUGGUUACUGAAUUUAUAGCCGGCGGAGAACUAUUUGAUCGCAUAGCCGAUCCAAAUUAUAAAAUGACUGAAGCUGAAGCUAUUAAAUAUAUGAGACAAAUUUGUGAAGGUCUCAAACAUAUGCACGAAAAUAAUAUUGUUCAUUUAGACUUGAAACCGGAAAAUAUCAUGUGUGAAACUAAAAACAGUACAAAUAUAAAAAUAUGCGAUUUUGGUUUAGCUUCAAAACUUGAUCCAAAUGAAGUUGUGAAAGUUAGCGCAGCAACAAUUGAAUUUGCAGCACCAGAAAUUGUUGAUCAUGACAGUGUUGGAUUCUAUACAGAUAUGUGGGCAGCAGGUGUUCUUGCUUAUGUUAUUUUAAGUGGUUUAUCACCAUUUGGUGGCCAAGAGGAUAGUGAUACCAUGGACAAUAUACGUAAAUGUGAAGUUCAUUUUCCUGAUGAGGUAUUCGGAGAUAUUUCUGACGAAGGAAAAGAUUUCAUACAGAAACUUCUAUUGAAAAGCAAAAAUGCUCGUAUGACGGUACAUGAUGCACUUGAUCAUCCAUGGCUACGCGAAGAUCGUCCAGAAUUUGAUACACGUAUACCAUCGAGUAGAUUUGAUAAUAUGCGUCAACGUAUUCGUAAUCGAUAUCCUGACUUUCCUGACCCAACCAUUGGUCUUGGUCGUAUGGCUGAUUGGAGUUCACUCCGAAAGAAUAAGCCACAAGAUUAUAAUAUGUAUAACAGUUCCUGGGAUCGUCGAGAAGCUGCUCCCCGUUUUAUUCUCCGUCCUCGUAAUGCUCAUGUUUUAGAAGGAAAUAAUGCUGUAUUUGAUUGUCGUAUUAUUGCUGUAUCACCACCUGUUGUUUCUUGGUACCGCGAUAGCCUAGAACUUCGUCAAUCAACAAAAUAUUUGAAAAAAUAUGAUCGAAAUAAUUAUAAACUUGAAAUCAAACGUUGUUUGCCAGAUGAUAAAGGAGAAUAUAUUGUGCGAGCAGCAAAUAGUUAUGGUGAAAAAGAGUAUGCUGUCUUUUUAACUGUUGAAUAGGGAGAGAUGGACAACUAUUACUUGGGUUCAUCAUCGAUUUAUUCGAGCUUUUCGCGUGUUAUGUUUGGUGGUUCAUCGCGACAUCAUAAUUUUGAAACACCGUAUGCUUAUCGUGCACUCUAUCGGCAACGAUUAUUUCAGCGACCACAUUCAGUUGGUCCAUCUUGUCUCCCUGAAACACCUCGACUUGAACAUCGAGAUGUUAGUUAUUCUCGACGCCCAGCACAUGAAGCGGAAGUCAGUUUAUGGCAUGAACCUGAUACAAAACCAGUAUUUUCAUUUAUGCUUCGGCCACGUCUUAUUCAAGAAGGCAUUGGUUGUAAAUUGAUUUGUUGCAUUAAUGGUAAACCUCAACCAAAGGUACAAUGGUUUAAAGAUCGUACUCAAUUGAGCGAUAACGAUACACAUUAUUUGACAUCAUAUGUUCAUGGUGUCUGUACCUUAGAGAUUACAGCAUGUGAAACAUCCGAUAAUGCGAUGUUUCGUUGUUCUGCUACUAAUCCAUUAGGUUCUGAUGAAACAAGUUGUUUACUUCAUGUUGAAGAACAACGUCGAACACGACGCGCUCAUUCAGCUCGACCAGGCGAUGAAGAUGCAUCACGCGGCGCAAGCCGAGCACGUUCACCAUCACCUAUGCGUGCAUCAGGUAAAGAUGCAAGUUGGCGCGAUAAAUUAACAGCUGGUGCUAAACCUGCACGUGAUACACUUGAUGUGGAAAAACCAAAACGUAAAGAACGUCGUGAUCCACCGAAAUUUAGCGAUCAACUCGCUGAUGUAACUGUUUUCGAAGGUUCUGCAGCUAAAUUUCGCUGUGAAGUUAAGGGCAAACCAACACCUAAAAUCGAAUGGUUGAAGAAUGGCGAGUCUUUAGUAGCUGAAUCCCGUAUUCAACAAUUAUACGAUGAGAAUGUAGCAACAUUAGUCAUCAAAAAAAUUAAAUUAGAUGAUAAUGGAGAAUAUAUUUGCCGAGCUACUAACGAUGAGGGUUCGGAUACAUCAAGUGCUCAGCUUACCGUCAAAGCUCAUAUACCAGGUGAAAAUGAAGAAGAUUAUGCUGCAACAUUCGCUCAAGAAGAUGAAGUAGCUGUUCAAGCUGAACCACAAGCAGCAAGUGAAGAAGCUGCUGUUGCUGUUGCUGUUGAAUCAACUGAAGGUGCUGUUAGUGAAAUAAGUGCUAAAGCUGAAGAACAACUUCUAUCAGAAACUGUUGCUGCAACGGAAUCGACACCAGCUAGUACUGAAGCGGUAACUGAAUCGGCACCAGCUGAAGCACCAGCUAGUACUGAAGCUGCACCUGCUCCAGCAGCAGAACCAGAACCAACACCUGCACCGGCACCUGAACCAGAACCUGUUAAGCCAGCUGCAGGCAAAGCUGCCGCAGGUAAAAAACCAGCAACACCAGCUGCACCUGAAAAGAAACCAGUUGGAGCUGCUGCAUUGAAAAAACCAGAACCAGCUAAGAAAGUUGAAGAAAAAAAAGAGCCUGCUGGAAAAAAACCUGUCGAUAAUAAGACAAAGAAACCAGCUGCUGACGAAAAGAAGAAAGAAGAACCUGAACCAAAGAAGAAAGACGAACCUGAACCGAAGAAAGACGAACCUGAACCCAAGAAGAAAGAAGAAGCAGAAGAAGCACAAGAAAAACCUGCUGAAGUUAAACCAAAAUUUGUUAAACAUAUUAAAUCGCAAAAUUUAAUGGAAGGAGAUCCAUUAACACUUGAUUGUGUUGUUUUAGGUGGUAAUGAAGCAGUUGAAUUAACAUGGUUACGAAACAGUAAAGAAAUCCCAGAAAAUCCGGAUUUUCGACGAGAACGUGAAGGAAAUUCAUUUAAAUUAGUUGUUGCUGAAGUAUUUCCUGAAGAUUCAGGUGUCUUCUCCGCUUUAUUGAAAAGUGAAAUAAUACCUAAUCCACGUUUCUCAUCUUGCUCAGUCAUUAUUCAAGCUCGUGACGAAGAACCACUUGAUCCAUGCGUUGGUCAGUUUCCACAAAGUAUUAGCACAGAAGAAGGUCAUAAAGCCAAAUUUUCAUGCGCACUUUCUGGUACAACACCCAUGACUGCUGAAUGGAGUGUGAAUGGUAAACAACUCGAUCGUCAAUCAAGUCGAUUCGUAUUUACGGAUAGUGAAAAAGAAUUUUCACUUGAAAUUCCUGUUGUUUUAGCAACGGACGAAGGUCAAUAUCAUGUCACUGUUGCAAAUGAUAAAGGAGAAAUCACGGCUGCAUUCAGCUUACAUGUCGAUCAAUCGUGA
Rotaria socialis is the source of this 14010-nucleotide messenger RNA. Lineage: Eukaryota; Metazoa; Rotifera; Eurotatoria; Philodinida; Philodinidae. The record is from the annotation of a GenBank genome assembly.